Podospora bellae-mahoneyi is the source of this 1912-nucleotide messenger RNA. RefSeq lists its product as uncharacterized. The transcript has 3 exons. The coding region runs from base 254 to 1912 and encodes 552 amino acids. The record is from RefSeq and is a predicted model, not a curated record. Lineage: Eukaryota; Fungi; Ascomycota; Sordariomycetes; Sordariales; Podosporaceae.
GUGCUGCCUGCCGUACCCACACGCUGGCUGACGCGCGUGCCCGCGGUGCUACAAGUAAGUGAUUUCUCCUGCCGCCCAAUCGAUUUUGCGUCUGCUCGCGCACAGCAAGCAAGAUAAACCUGUUUGCAAGCGUUCUCCUGGGACUUGUUCUCAGACUUGGGGCUGGAGGCCCCGUCAUCUUCUCUCCCCCAACACCACCACCACCGCCCAACGAGAUCCUCGCCGGGCCAGAAACAUCAAUUGGUUCCUCGCGAUGUUCCCCACCAUCGCCGUCGCCUGCCUCCUGUUGCUUUCUCCUCUCGAGACCUGGGGCCUUAGUCCCCGCGUCAAGCUCAGCAAUGGGGACUACAUCGGCCAGGUUCUCGAUUGUGGUGUCUCCCACUGGUUGGGAAUCCGAUACGCUGCCCCUCCUCUUGGGGAACUUCGGUUCCAGCCCCCAGUUGACCCUCUCCCUGAGAACGGCACGCAAUAUGCCUACGAGCAUGGUCCAAUCUGCCUCCCAACUGGGGUUCUUCCCAGCCAAAAUAAUGAGGCCAAUUACUCCGAGGACUGUCUCUUCCUCGAUGUGUAUGCUCCCAGCAGAGCACGCCCGGUGUCUAAGCUGCCUGUCUUCGUCUACAUUCAAGGUGGAGGGUUUAACGCGAACUCCCAUCCUCGCCUGAACGGCACCGGCCUGGUCAAGAAGAGCGAGAUGGGCAUCGUUGUCGUCACUUUGAAUUACCGAGUCGGCCCUUGGGGAUUCCUCGUGGACGGUGACAAGCUAACUCCCAACAAUGGAUUGCGAGACCAACGACAAGCCUUGAAGUGGGUCAAGAAGAACAUUGCCCAGUUUGGUGGUGACCCAGACCAUGUUGUCCUCGGUGGUGCAUCCGCCGGUGCCUCAAGUAUCGCCUGGCACCUCACCGCAUAUGGCGGCCGUAAUCAAGACCUUUUCCACGCUGGCGCCGGCGAGUCAGCGGCUUGGGGUCAUGUUCUCACCGCCAAAGAAGCCCGUUACCAGUUCCAAGAUCUUGUCGUCCGCAUCGGCUGCGUCAGCAACAGCUCGGAGGCUGCACUCACCUGUCUACGCAAGAAGCCAUACCGAGAGAUUCAGAUGCAUGGCUCUGGCAUACCAUACCCUGGCCAAUCACUCAACCCCUUGUUUAUGUGGGGACCCGUGAUUGACUACGACAUGUUCAGCCUACCUCUCAUCGAAGCGUUCAAGCAAGGAAGGUUUAUCAAGGUGCCCGUCAUCUGGGGUGACGAUACCAAUGGCGGCAGCAUCUUCACUUCUCCCUUCACCUCGACUGUCGCCCACAGCAAUCGAUGGAUGAGGACCCAAUACCCCUUUUUGACACUCAGAAAGUUGUGGUUGCUCAACAAGGCGUGGAAGAACACGGGGAAGGAGCAAGACAGAUGCCCCGCAAGAGACUGUUGGAGAGAGCAGCUCAGCCAAGUCUACGGUGACAUGCGCUACAUGUGCCCUAGCAUCUACAUGAGCUCUGCUUUCCCAGACCAUGGCUUCAACAACGCGUGGAACUAUCGUUGGAACGUCGAGGAUCCCGACCAGAUUGCAGCAGGACUCGGCGUCCCUCAUGUCAGCGAGAUAUCUGCGUUGUUUGGACCAGAGUAUGUUCUAGAGCCGUACAUCAGUGCACCAAGAACGUAUAGAGAGGGAGAGCUCAACGGAAACGCCGUUGAUGUGAUUCAGAAAUACUGGAUCAGCUUUAUCAAGACAUUUGAUCCCAACACAGAGCGGGCCCAAGGAACGGCUCGAUGGGAGAAAUUUGACAGCAAGAAGCUUAGUCGGCUGCGGUUUGACACGGGAGGAAAGACUGAGAUGGAGUAUGUCGGCAGUGAACUUGCGAGGAGAUGCACGCUUUUGUUCGACAAGAUAUACCCAAGACGGGUUGGAAGUGGAUGGACCGGAUGA